Molecule: messenger RNA, 2024 nt
Organism: Etheostoma cragini (Arkansas darter)
Lineage: Eukaryota; Metazoa; Chordata; Actinopteri; Perciformes; Percidae
Exons: 6
Coding region: 213-824 (203 amino acids)
Biological process (GO): phospholipid biosynthetic process
Cellular component (GO): membrane
Molecular function (GO): phosphotransferase activity, for other substituted phosphate groups
Source: RefSeq, a predicted model, not a curated record
CCAGGCUCGUGGACUCAGACGUAUACAUAUUAGUAUAACAAUGACACUAUAGAGAAGAAAGCAUAACUAUAUAUCUAUGUACAUGGCUGUACAACAGCGUUUUGAUCAUAGACAGUAAUAGCUAGACAGGUCGGCUUAUAAAGCAGGUUGCAUUAUUAUUAUGAUCUUUUUCCGGGAUUAUGCGCUACUGGACCACUCAUAACUGACCGGAGAUGGGACUCCAAGUUCUGCUGUGGUGGCCGAAUAUUAUCGGAUACAUUAGGAUUGGCCUUGUGUUUGCUGCAUGGGCUGCCUAUAAGACACCAUCAGUCUUUGUCUCUCUUUACUCUGUCUCCAUAGCACUGGAUGGCGUGGACGGCUGGCUGGCGAGGAGGCUCGGGCAGACCUCCAGGUUUGGAGCCUGGCUGGAUGUAGUGGUGGACAACCUGGGCAGAGGCAUGCUGUGGAGCCUGCUGUUUAAGUGGGGUUGGCUGGUGUCUGCCUUGGAGUGGUGCGUGUUUGUGUGUAACCACAAUGCCAGAGGUGACCAUUGGAAGAACAGUUUCAUCACCAGCCCUCGUUUCAUACAAGCCAUCAUGGCAAACGGGUUUCGGACAACUCUUGGCGCAUGGGUGGUGAGUGGGCUGCACGGCCUCCCCCUGUGGCUGUAUGGGUAUCAGAGGGGCUUACUAUCCCACUGGCUGUAUCUGCCUCCCUGGAUCCAGGCUGCGGGGACCCUGCUGCUGGCUGCGGGCCGCCUGCUGGCUCUAUCGGUGGAGAUAUGGUGUAUAUGGACACAUAUCAAAUACCUCACCAAUGAUGAGCCGGAAGAGAAAAAGAAGUGAAAGCCACUCAGCAGUCAAAAAAACUGUCCUAACGCCGACAUUAUCCGCCACCUUUAUAGAAGAGAUGGCCUUAAGUCACUUUUGGUCUUCUCUAAAGAAAAAUGAAUUCAGCCAUUGCUGUGGGAGAUUGUUGACAAAUGGGCCACAUGUCGGCGGCACAUUCUAAAUCGGUGUAUUUAAAGGUAUAAGACGGCAGUGAAAUCAUCUGACAGCAAUAAUAUUUACCUGCUCACUUACUUUCUGUUACAAAUGGGGAUUUCUCUUUUUAAACUAGUGAACAUGAUUGAAUUUUAUGUAUGGCUGCUGAGAUGCAAGAAGCGUCUUAUCCUACCCCUGUUAAUAUAAGACUGUGUCGUUACAGGCAGUAGGCGUUCAGAUAUAUGUGGAAAAGAAGCCUUAUAGGUCUGUUGAACUGUUAAAGGGAAUAUGAAUGUUAUUUUUGUUAUUCAUUGGGAACACAGUGGCAGAACCCUAUUAUUCUUAAACCUGAGCAAAGAUUGAAACCUUUUCAGAGACUGUUUAAAUAAUGUCAGCAUGCCAGUUAAAAGUAUGAAAAAAGGUUUUUUGUUGGGGGGAAGAGUAUUUGUGAUCGCUGUAAUUUACUUUAUGAAAUCACACCACCGACCCGACGGAGAGACUUAAUUGUACACAUAGAUCCCAACACUAUUGAACAGGAAGCUUGAAUAAAAAGCCUGGAUCUGUUAGGGACUUUUAUUUAUUUUUUAUAAAUACUUCCCUUAUUUUAGCCGAUAUUUUAGGCCUGCAUACUUUCUGCUGAAGAUAGCGAGAAUGUGUGUGGCUGAAGGGGUCAUUAUAACUAUUCCUGAACUUAUGGACUCUUUUCAUGUGCAGAUCUAGGAAAGGUUAUGCAUGCUUGCAUCUCCUCCAGACUUGACUAUUGGCUGAACACUUUAUUUGGUGUCAACAGGUCAAACAUCCAAAGACUUUUACUUCUACAAGACUGUGCUGCCAGGCUUUUAACCCGCUCUGAGAGAAGCGACCAAAUCCCCAAUUCUUUAUUGGUUACCUGUAAUGUCUAGAAUCGAUUUUAAGAUAUAUCUGCUUAUUUUUAAAGCCAUAUUGCUAAAGCUCCUGCCUACUCUAUGUCUGCUAGCUCCCUAUAAGCCUAACCGUGUUACUAAAAGUAUGAUGUCUGGGCCCCUCAGCUCUUUUAAAAAAACCUCUCUCCUUAAAACUCAC